Messenger RNA from Marmota monax (woodchuck), 3716 nucleotides. Its product is annotated as solute carrier family 22 member 22. Gene Ontology annotation, molecular function: transmembrane transporter activity. Lineage: Eukaryota; Metazoa; Chordata; Mammalia; Rodentia; Sciuridae. The coding region runs from base 521 to 2188 and encodes 555 amino acids. Gene Ontology annotation, biological process: transmembrane transport. The record is from RefSeq and is a predicted model, not a curated record. The transcript has 12 exons. Gene Ontology annotation, cellular component: membrane.
AACCGAAUGCCAACUUUUCUAAAGCUUCAUUAUGUUGGACAAAUGUUCUAUUAAAAAUUUUAGCGUUUUUAGGUACAGUUGAUAAAGCCUGGGUGACAGCAGCAGGGAUGACAGACAAGUUUACAGUAUGAGCUCUGUGUACAUAGAAACACAGAAAAUAAGCAAGGAAGCACUUGAGUUUGUUCUAUUUCCCAUUCCUUAGUGUUAGCUCAAGCAGAUAAUAAUAACUAGCCCAGUGAAAUGAAACUCAGUUUCAGCGAUUUGAACUUUCUGUGGACGUACUCCGAGGCAAGAGCCUUUUAGGACUAUCCCAUUAGUCCCAGUACAUGAUUUUCAAGGUUCUUCUCAGCCACGAUCCUGUUAAAGUGGCCCUUGGCAGUGCUGUUAGGCUUCUCUCAGCCGAGUAGCUUCAAACCUGAUGACUUCUUCAUGAGAGUCCUGUCCUCCUACCUCAUCACCAGACAACCCUCUGCAACUCUGCAACGAAGGUUUAUAAAGCUAAUAUUCACAGGUUUAAAACAUGGACUUUGAAGAACUUCUAAAACAUGUAGGCGACAAUGGGAAGUUUCAGGUUUUGACAAUUAUCUUUUUCAUGCUUUCAAGUAUCCUGACAAGUCCUCAUGAUUACAUUGAGAACUUUACAGCAGCCAUGCCCGCUCACCACUGCCAUGUCCACCUCCUGGGCAAUCCCAAAUUUGAAGCCAAUGUCACCAUAAACCUGACAGCUGAAGCUCUUCUGAGGGUCUCCAUCCCUGUGGGCCCAAACCAGAAGCCUGAGCAAUGUCAUCGCUUUCGCCAGACCCAGUGGCAACUCUUAGAUCCCAAUGUGUCAGCUGUCAAUUAUACUGAUCCUGAGACAGAGCCAUGCCUGGAUGGGUGGAUAUAUGACCAAAGUGUUUUCACCUCUACCAUCGUUAUGGAGUGGGACUUGGUGUGUGAUUAUAAGUCAUUCAAAUACUUUGCACAAGCCAUCGCCCUGUCAGGGCACUUGGUGGGCUCUGCUCUAAGUGGCCUCAUUUCUGACAGGUUUGGACGGAAGCCACUGCUGGUCUCUUGUUGCCUGGCCUAUGGAAUCCUGAGCACCUGCUGUGCCUUCGCUCCGGUCUUCACCAUUUACUGUAUUCUGAGAUUCAUGUCAUCUGUCUGCCUGAGUGCAGUUCUAAACAACACUUGCGUAUUUCUUUUUGAAGGAAACUCAUCAAAAUGGCAACUAGUGGCUACCAUGCUUUUCUCAUUAUCUGGGAGUAUUGGCCAGGCAUCAUUUGCAGGCGUGGCUUACCUUUUCCGGGAUUGGCACAUGCUCCAGUUGGUCAUUGCCUUGCCCUAUCUCAUUCUUUCUCUCUUUUCCUGUGGGAUCUCAGAGUCAGUCCGCUGGCUCAUGGCAACUGGAAAAACAGAACAAGCAUUAAAAGAGCUCCAGAGAAUUGCUCGUAUUAAUGGAAAGAAAGAGGUGGCAGAAAGUCUGACUUCUGAGAUUUUGAUAUCCAAAAUGAAGGAAGAAUUGAAUACCAAGAGAGAAUCUUUCAGAAUGAAAGAGAUCAUGUGUAAACCUGCAGUAUUCAAGACAGUGCUUUUUACGUCCGUUUUAGCGUUUUCAACAACAUUCAGCUUCUAUGGUCUCCUGCUGGAUAUUGAGAAUUUGGGGAAAAACAUAUUCCUGACCCAGUUUUUACUAGGCAUAACAGACUUGCCCAGCAAAUUUCUUUCCUAUUUUAUAUUAAAGUAUGUCAACCGUCGCCCUUCAAGCGGUUUUUCACUCAUUAUUCUUGGAAUUUCUAUUCUGAUCCCUAUAUUUGUGCCUAAAGAGAUGUAUGUUCUGCGCCUCACUCUUUACCUCUUGGGAAGAUCAUCUGUUUCUGUCCUUUCAUCCAUACUUUUAAUCUUUUCCAACGAACUCUCAGCCACAGUACUGAGGUCAACGAUACAGGGCAUUCUCUUUUUCAUCGCCAGAACAGCAGCAACAUUGUCUGCUUUAGUACUUUCAACGAGGCUGUAUUUUGUCCAUCUUCCGGCCAUCCUCUUUGGGACCUUUCCCAUAGUAGCGUCAGCAUUUGCCUACUUUCUGCCAGAGUCCUUUAAUCUUCCACUUAUUGAAACCAUCAAGGACAUGGAGAAAAGGUACGAGUUAAGAAACAAGAGCACCCGAAAAAAACAAAGAAAAGUCCUCUUGGCAACCACUGAGUGCUGAAGAGACCAGACAUAUACAGAGCGGAAGAGAUUCACAUAUUUUCACAUAAUCCUAAGCAACAUUUUGAUUGUAUUCUUUCUUUCUAUAACUUUGGCCUUUGAUGGACAUACAUUAACAUAGUUAUUAAUUAAUAAGUCACAAAAAUAACCCUUCAGUGAACAACCCAUAAUAUAGAUUUGAAGUUUAAGGCAUAACUGAAUGUUGAUGAUCAGGUUCCUGACAUUAAAAAUGGAAAAUAAAUUGGUACAAUAGAAAGUUUUUCUUAGAAUUAAAUGGAAAGGGAUCUGCUUAAAAUUGAACAUUGAAGACAAACUGUCUAAGAAAACUUUUGAUUUAAAAUCCAUGGUUUUCAUUAUAUAUAUAUACAUACACACACACACACACAGAUAUGUACACAUGCAUGUGUAUUUAUAUAUAGAAAGACCGUUGAGCAUACUAAUGAGAAUAACUACAGAAAAGUUAUUGAAUAUGAUGAAUAACAUAGUCAUUUAGAUGCUUCAGAUGCUGCUAUGAGUAGUUAAAGCAUAAGUCUCUUAAAAAGAACAUAUCAUAAGUCCAGAAUUUCAGUUUUUAGACACAAAAUGAAAAUAUAAUAAAACUGCAGUUGAGCAACAUCAUAAUCAUCAUAAAUUGAGCUCUUCUUCCCAUUUUGGUAGUGAACAAUGGAUAAACAGAUCAACUUGGGAGUCACAACAAUGAGCAACCCAGAUGGACAAUCAUGGGAUGUGUAUUCAUCUUUCCCAUCCAAUGUUUCUGAGUAGAGACUGGGUUGGAAAAAAAACAUAUCAAACCAGAUUAUAAGGCUUAGGUUUUUCCACAUUCCAGAAAGGCCUGGGUAUGUUACUUCCUUCCUGAGUUAUGGUUGCCAGCCCAUGUGGACCAUAAACCCUCUUCAUAACUUGCCUGAAUUAGCUCCACCUGGCUCAAGACAGGAAACAAAUAAUGAACAUGGACAUUAGAAGCACAAGUGAUGUCAAAGCAAAUGUUCUGCUGAGUUCAGGAGGUAUAAUGAAAGGUCAGAGGCUGGUUUUGCCCCUCAAGAUGUAGAAAAUUUGCAACUAUAAACCAUUUCCUGUUGUUCACAAGUUCUGAGCAAUCAGGCUAGUGAUGCCUAAUUCCUUUAAACUAAUGAAAGAAUUUGGGGAAAGAGCAUACUAUUCUUUUGUUAAUAUGUGGGGGUAACUCUAUUUACAAAAUCCAUUCUCUAAACAUACUAUUUUUGAGAUUCACUCAUAUUAUUAUGUAUAUUAAUAGUUAUUUUUUAAAAUUGCUAUAUGGUAAUUUAUUGUGUGAAUAUAGCACAUUUAUUGUGUGAAUAUAGUACAUUUGAAUUGUUUCCAGUGUUUAGCUCUUAAGAAUAAAGAUGACAUAAACAUAAUUGUAAAAUUAGUUUUGGUAUCUACACAUUCUUUUUUCUUGCAUAUAUACUUAGUAAUACAUUUUUAAAGUUGUAAUAAAUUUGUUUUGUUUUAUUAGAAACUAUCAGUUUUUGCAAAUGGUUUUAAUAAAUAUACACACAACCUCAUAA